UGCACUAUAUGGUCCACACUUCAAUGUUCAAUUUGAGGGUGCAUAAAUUAUUUAUGUGCAUUCAUUCAUUGAGUAAGCUGAAGUUUUGACCAUGGUUGGUGAAAGUUGAAAUCUUGGUGGUCCCCACCAAAGUAGCAUCAUAAAAUAAAGCAGGAAAGGAUACGCAAAAAGGAAUGCUUUCAACAUGAAAGGUGCAAACUCAAUCAAAGAUCAAUCUCUCACCAACAGACUUCUUCCUUGUACACUCCAUAUUUUACUCCCAAUACCUCUACUACCUAUGGUUCUUCUCUCCCUUUACUUUUACCCUUUUUCUCCUUCUCCUUCUCCAUCUCCACCAACUAAGCUUCCUUCUUCUUCUUCUACUUCCACUCCUCUUCCUCCUUCUGCAGUCUUGGCAGACAAGGACAAGGACUAUGUUUUUGAUACUCCGUGUGACUACUCUAAUGGCAGAUGGGUCGGUGACAAGAGAGACCCUUUGUAUAAUGGCACAACCUGUGCGACAAUCAAAGAAAGCCAGAAUUGUAUGAUCAAUGGGAGGCAGGACUCCAGCUACCUUUACUGGAGAUGGAAACCAUAUCAGUGUCAUCUUCCAAGGUUUGAGCCUAACACUUUUCUUCAACUCAUUACCAACAAGCAUCUUGCUUUUGUUGGGGACUCUCUGGCUAGGAACCAAAUAGAGUCCCUUCUUUGCUUGCUAGCCACCGUGUCAGCACCUAAACGUGUCCACCACAAAGGGUCCCGGCGGUGGCACUUUGCUUCUCACAAUGCAAGCCUGUCCCUCUAUUGGUCCCCAUUUCUUGUGCAAGGGGUUCAAAGAUCAAACACAGGGCCACUUCAUAACGUAAUCCAUUUGGACCGUAAUGAGAAGUGGACAAAGGAUGUGGAUGAAAUGGACUUGAUUGUGCUGUCAGUUGGAAAUUGGUUUUUGGUUCCUUCAGUUUACUACGAGGGUGGUAAGGUUUUAGGUUGCUUAAACUGUGAAGGUCUUGAGUACAGUGAUAUUGGAUUUUAUGGUCCACUAAGAAAGGCUCUGAGGGCUACUCUUAAUAGGAUAAUAGAGAAGAAAGUUGAUAAAGGAAAUGGAGUUAAUGUGAUAGUGAGAACAUUCUCACCUUCCCAUUUUGAGGGUGAUUGGGAUAAGGAGGGUAGUUGUCCAAAGACUAGACCUUACGUAAAGGGAGAGAUGAAAGUUGGAGAAGUGGAUGAAGAGAUCAGAAGGAUUGAAAUGGAAGAAGUGGAAAAUGCUAAGGUAAAAGCCAAAGAGUUUAGAGGGUUUAGUUUUGAGGCACUUGAUGUAACAAAAUUAUCAUGGUUGAGACCAGAUGGGCAUCCAGGAGCUUAUAUGAAUCAUUUUCCAUUUGGUAAUAAUGGCGUUUCAGGGCGUGUGCAGAAUGAUUGCGUUCAUUGGUGCUUGCCAGGGCCUAUAGACUCCUGGAAUGAGAUCUUGCUGGAGAUGAUCAAAACCCAAGACUGCAGAUUAUCACUUUUUAAUUUAUCACACUGAUAUUUUUGUACCAAAAACUUAUAUUGUAUGAUUAGAAUAGCACCAGGGAGUAGCAACACA
Molecule: messenger RNA, 1564 nt
Organism: Vigna angularis (adzuki bean)
Lineage: Eukaryota; Viridiplantae; Streptophyta; Magnoliopsida; Fabales; Fabaceae
Product: xyloglucan O-acetyltransferase 1
Exons: 2
Coding region: 185-1504 (439 amino acids)
Cellular component (GO): Golgi apparatus
Molecular function (GO): O-acetyltransferase activity
Source: RefSeq, a predicted model, not a curated record